Molecule: messenger RNA, 2649 nt
Organism: Tripterygium wilfordii
Lineage: Eukaryota; Viridiplantae; Streptophyta; Magnoliopsida; Celastrales; Celastraceae
Exons: 5
Coding region: 68-2308 (746 amino acids)
Source: RefSeq, a predicted model, not a curated record
AGCUUUGAUAUGAACAGUUGCGAAGCGCCGUGAUGUACACAUACCGGUGAUCUUACGACGCUGAAAAAUGCUGCGGAACCUCAGAUCACGGCGGCGCCCUCGCUAUGGGGUGUAUGUGUGCGCUGCAAUAUCUGCUCUUCUGCUCCUACUCUCCGUCUCACUUCUGUACACCCGCCUCACUCUCUCGCCUGCUGAUACUUACCGACCCCAUCACCGAGGGCACGACGCCAUUUCUGAUUCCCGCCGAAACGGUGGCUUUUCGAUCCAAAACCCACUCCUCUCGGACUCCGACGAUUUCCCCGAUUUCUCCACCGAAGACAAGAUCGACGAGCUCGACACUCCCGGCGAGCAGCUGCAACAAGAGAACGACAAUAGCUUGUUUGAUCUGGAAGAUGAGGGUGACCCAAUUAGCAGUAACAAGGUAUCCUCUUCUGGGUUUUACUUCGAUCACAUUUCUAAUGCCAUUCGCCGUGCCUCCAACAAGCGGUCUAUUGAUGAAUGGGAUGAUGAAUAUGUUGGGUUUAAUGUGGGAUUGGGUGCAGAGGAUAAGAGCAAGGCCGCGCUUGGGUCUGAUGAUGUUCCUGUGGACGAGAAUGUGAGGAGAAAGGUGAUCGAGGUGGAAGGAAUUGAGGAUGCUCUGAUGUUGAAGGUGGGGAAGAGGGAUUCUCCCCUGAGGGAAGGGUGGGGGGAAUGGUUUGACAAAAAAGGUGAUUUCUUGAGGAGGGAUAGGAUGUUCAAGUCCAAUUUGGAGGUGUUGAAUCCAUUGAAUAAUCCAUUGUUGCAGGAUCCUGAUGGGGUUGGGGUCACUACAUUGACUAGAGGGGAUAAGGUGGUCCAGAAAUGGUGGUUGAAUGAGUUCAAGCGUGUUUCCUUUGGUGGUAAGAAGCCUUUGAGUCAUUUGGAGGGGAAUGAGGUAGCUAAGGUAAGAGGAAAUUGGAAUGAGAAACGUGACAUAAGGAGUACAAGGCAUUCUAAAGUGUUGAAGGAAGUGAAUGUUGAAGAAGACAUGAGGGAAAUUGUGUUCAGGAAAGAUGAUAAAAGGGGCACUGAGCGGAGGACUUUGGAUGAGCAUGCAGGUAAUGGCUUGAAGAAUAUGGGGGCAAACAAUGUUGACAAGUAUUUGCGUUUGAGAAGAAUUGGAGGUUUUUCGAAUAAGAGUAAUGGAAUGCAAGAUAAUGAUGUUAGUAUUGACUUAAGCAGUAAGAAAGUAAACAAUGGAGAUCAAAAUUUGAGCGUUAGUAUGGAUGGGAAUACAUCGGAUAAGAGUAGUGGGAUUGAGCUGGUGAGAGAUACAUCAGCUGGUGAGUUGGGACAAAAGGUUAAGUUGGAGAAUGUGGCUUCUAAUGCUCAUCAAGGAAAGUCCGAGUUUACAGGUCACAUAUAUGCAGAUGGGAGGACAUGGGGUUAUUAUCCUGGCCUGCAACCUGACCUUUCUUUUUCUGAUUUUAUGGAGGCAUUUUUUAGAAAGGGCGGGUGUGAUAUGAGGGUCUUUAUGGUGUGGAAUUCCCCACCAUGGAUGCAUAGUGUUCGGCACCAGAGAGGGCUUGAAAGUCUUCUCACCCACCAUCCUGAGGCUUGCGUUGUUGUGUUCUCUGAGACAAUUGAACUUGAUUUUUUCAAAGAAAGCUUUGUGAAGGAUGGUUUCAGAGUUGCAGUUGCUAUGCCAAACCUUGACGAAUUGCUGAGUGAUACCCCUGCACAUGUUUUUGCAUCCGUCUGGUUUGAAUGGAGAAAGACAAAGUUAUAUCCAGUUCACUACAGUGAGCUUGUCCGGUUUGCGGCACUCUACAAAUAUGGUGGUAUCUAUUUGGACUCAGAUAUAAUAGUUCUUAAACCAUUGUCUUCACUAAAUAACACUGUUGGUUUGGAGGAUCAACUUGCUGGAAGUUCUUUAAAUGGUGCCAUAAUGGCAUUUAAAAAACACAGCGCCUUCAUCAUGGAAUGCUUGAAAGAGUUUUACUUGACAUAUGAUGAUGCUCGUAUGAGGUGGAAUGGAGCUGAUCUAUUGACCAGAGUAGCAAAAACAUUUUUGAGCAAAGGAAAUAAAUCCAUUAGAGAGCUGGAAUUGAAAGUGCAACCUUCUUACACAUUCUUCCCGAUUAGUUCUAAGUAUAUCACGAGGUACUUCGUGACACCAACAACUGAAUCCGGAAAAUCUCAGGAGGAUAAUCUAUUCAACAAAAUUCUGAUCGAAUCAUUAACAUUUCAUUUCUGGAACAGCUUGACAUCUUCUCUCAUCCCAGAGCCAGAAAGCCUUGUAGCUAGGCUUAUCAACCACCACUGUAUCCAUUGCUCAGACGUUCUGUGAAAUUUACGAAGUUGUCAGGUGACUCAGGUGUAUCUGAACUUGGUUAAGGUAUGACGAGUAACGACAUCCUCCUAUAUGGAACCAUUCUUUGUUUAGUUCCUGCUCAAGAGUAUAUCAAGCAGAGCUGUUCAAAGUUCAAACCUGAUAAUUAAUUAUCUCCAAACAUGAAACAUGCUUGUUCUUUUUAUUGUAAAGUUUUGUGUUAAACCUGUCAAAGAAAUAGGAUAACAUUGAAAUGUUGGUACCUCAGCAAUUUUGUAUGAAUCAGAUAAGCUUUUUUUUUGCUGUGGUAGUCAGACCGUAAAUGACCUAUUAUUCAAUAGAAAUUCAAAUUAUCAUUU